CUCCUUGACGGGGCUCCCUGUUGGAGACGCCGCUGCUGUUGCCGCCGUGGGCUCCGCCUCGCUCGCUUGCUCGCUCGCCCGCGGGAAGAAAGCGGAGCGCGCAUCCCCCCACCCCACCCCACCCCCCCGCCGGGCCCAGCCCGUCCGCCCCGCCCGGAGAGGAGGAGGAGGAAGAGGAGGCGGCGGCGGCGGGUCGAAGGAGCCGGAGCGCAGAGCCGUCCACGGAGCCGCCGCCGCCGCCGCCCGGCUGGAGCCCGGCCGCCCCAAGCAUGGUCACUCAGAUAAUCAGCACAAUGGAGACCCAAGUGUCCAACGGCCCCACAAGCAACAGUUCCCUCCCCAACGGGCCAUUGAUCAGCACUAACGGUGCCACUGACGACUCCAAAACUAACCUCAUAGUCAACUACCUGCCCCAGAAUAUGACCCAAGAGGAGUUCAAGAGCCUCUUUGGAAGCAUUGGGGAGAUCGAGUCUUGCAAGCUGGUCAGGGACAAAAUCACAGGGCAGAGUUUAGGCUACGGCUUCGUCAAUUACGUGGAUCCCAACGAUGCUGACAAAGCCAUCAACACCCUGAACGGACUGAAGCUCCAAACAAAAACAAUCAAGGUGUCUUAUGCCCGGCCCAGCUCCGCCUCCAUCCGUGAUGCCAACCUCUACGUCAGUGGCCUACCGAAGACCAUGAGCCAGAAAGAGAUGGAACAGCUCUUCUCACAGUAUGGGCGCAUCAUCACGUCCCGCAUCCUCGUCGAUCAGGUCACAGGCGUCUCCAGAGGGGUGGGCUUCAUCCGCUUCGACAAGAGGAUAGAAGCUGAGGAGGCCAUCAAGGGGCUGAACGGGCAGAAGCCGCUGGGCGCCAGCGAGCCCAUCACCGUCAAGUUCGCCAACAACCCCAGCCAGAAGACUGGCCAGGCCUUACUGACACACCUCUAUCAGACCACGGCCCGGCGGUACACUGGACCUCUGCACCAUCAGACUCAGCGCUUCAGGCUCGACAAUUUGCUAAACAUGGCAUACGGCGUCAAGAGUCCUCUGUCCUUGAUCUCCAGGUUUUCCCCCAUCACGAUUGACAGCAUGACCAGCCUGGCGGGCGUCAACCUGACGGGGGCCUCCAGCGCAGGCUGGUGCAUCUUUGUGUACAACCUCUCCCCCGAGGCAGACGAGAGCGUCCUGUGGCAGCUCUUUGGGCCCUUCGGAGCCGUCACCAACGUCAAAGUGAUCCGCGACUUCACCACCAACAAGUGCAAGGGCUUUGGCUUCGUCACCAUGACCAACUACGACGAAGCCGCCAUGGCCAUCGCCAGCCUGAACGGCUACCGGCUGGGCGACCGGAUCCUCCAGGUGUCCUUCAAGACCAGUAAGCAACACAAGGCAUGAGGCAGCGGGGGGAGGGAGGAGCAAACCCGCGUGCUGGGAAUGGCCCUCUUCCCCAGUUCCUCGCCAGAACGGAAAUAUUCAUUGACUUAAUGUUGCCGAAUAUUCAACCGCCAGACACCGUGAUCUUCUCUGGGGAGCAGGAGGCUCCCCCCCCUCCUGCUCCCCUGUGCCCGACAGCCCCACGGGGAGCACGGACACAGCAAACCAUCAGCCACUCCGUGGCAGUCCAGCCCUGCUCUGAAAACAAGCGGGGGAGACUCAUCCACUCAGAACAAGCCCACCACCACCAUCUCUCUCAAAGCGUGAGGACCCUCCCCCCCGCCCUACGCUUUCCUAGAACCCCCCCCUGCUCAAGGCCACACAGAAACCAGUCCCAGGUCUGUCCGUUCUCAUUUCACCCAAUGGAUCCGAACCUCCCCACGUGGCUCAUUGGUUGGGCACCGGAGGAAAAAAAGAUAAUAGACCCUCCCUGCAAACAAGCGUCAGAGCGUUGUGAGUCAGUCAGUCCAAGAGAGGAAGGCAUGUCUGCUCCUCUGCCUCACCCUCCAGAGAGGAGCUCGAGCAAUCCAGAUCCCCCACCCCCACCCCGCUCUCACUGGUUUCUAAACGGAACAAAUAUGGAGGGAGGGAAGCUCUCUGAUCUCCUUCUUUGGUCAUGUGAAGUGUUACCCGUAGUCACUCCUCCAGUCCUGUCACCUGGCCUGGCCCCCUGGUUGGAACGUUUCUGGGAAAUAAACCUCACCUGAGUCCCGUUAAGUCCUGAAAGCUGGUCUUGCCCGAGAGCUCUCGCAAGAGCUUAAUUCGCCAGGAGAAGCAAAGUAUCGUCUGUUUUGUCAGUCAGCCACUCACUUUUGUCCCUUUGCUUCCUUCUGCGAAUACUUUGGAUUCAAGGGCGGCCUUGAAACCACCGCAGGUGCGUGAGGAGGCAGAGAGGCUGGGCACCUCGGGCAGAGUCCUCCAGCCGGUCCCGGUCCCAAAGGCUUUUAGGCAGGCUUAGAGGAGUCGUAUUUCUUUUUUUUUUUUUAAAUCAGAACUGGAGGGCUGUUUGGAAGGGAGGUGGCGGGGUCAGAAAAGUGCUCUGUUGGACCUUCUUUCCAAAGCCAACCUUGUUGGCUUUCGACUGAAGGAUUCCUAGGCCCAGGGAGGCAACCAAACCCCACCGCUACCCGAGCUGUGCUUUCAACUUUUCAGUAGACCAGAAAAGUCCUUCUGACCCAGGGAAGGGGCAGGAGCUGGGGGCGUGCUCAUCAGCCGGGGCCUUCCUCUCUUUUCCAGCGCUGAUGGAACAAAGUGACCUAACAAAGCAGUUUUUUCUUAAAAAAAGAGAAUACAUAGGAAAGGCUGAAGUAGGAAACCAAACAAAAAAAAUUUAAAAAGAUUUUUUUAAAAUCUAUUUUUAUAGAAUAGGAAAGAGACCUUGUUGGGAAUUUUUACUGGGAUUCUUGAACUUCACAGGCAGUCGCAGACACACACACACACACACACGCACACGCACACACACACACUCAAAGGGAGAAGAUGAGGGACAGCCACCCAGGGCCACUGCUGGGUACAGCCCACUGAUUCCUCCCACGGGUCUUCCCUGACAGCAAAAAAACGUGGUGUUUAUGUGUACAGCUGGUGAACUCCACACAGUGCCUGCAGUGUGAUACAUGCUUCUUUGGGGCAGGUAGGGAGGGGGGUGGGUUGGGGUUAGGGGGAGACAGGUGAGAUCCAGGGUGCCGUUUGUAGCUGGUACAGAAGGUGUUCUUCUGAAAAGCCUUCCUUUGGUCCACUCCAUCUUGAAAUAGCAGGGCUCGCUCGCAGGGAGGAGAUUUGAGCAGGGACUCCAUAUUCCAAUACUGUAGGGAGAGGAGAACGCGCACCAAAUAAAUGAAUUCUACAAACUUUCCACAGUGCAAACAGUUAAGGAAAAGUGCUGGGUCUGGAACCUUGAAGCAAUAAACAGACUCUGUAUUGUUGAUCAGCAGCGUUUAUUGAUAGGCAUCGAAGCACCCAGCUUGGCAAAGCCAGUUCUAGCAAAUCCCCCAAUUACUAGCCCCUUUAUCCCGGUGUUAGUCCCCUCCUCCCGUUUUCCCAAGAAAUGCCAGAAACAGUUAGUUUGGAGCUGAAGCGCCCCAAGGUUGGCGAUAGAUAAUGAUAGAGAGCCACCUGGCAUUCUACUCCCACAAGAUAACUGAAACAAUCCCAGUUCUCACGAGACCAAAGUGUCAGGGGAGAGCCUAGUUACCUACUCAGUGUGCAAAGCCAUAAAAGUAAAGAUCAAGGAAAGAAUGUCCCAACUGGGAAGGGCAACAUAUAGCAGGAUGGUUACAUAUAUCUUGUAGCAUUGAGUUAGGAAUGCAUCUCAAUCACCUACAAUCCCCCUGACAAAAAGCAGACCACAGAGUUUA
This is a messenger RNA of Sphaerodactylus townsendi, 3766 nucleotides long. It is a transcript of the gene ELAVL3, whose product is annotated as ELAV like RNA binding protein 3. Gene Ontology annotation, cellular component: ribonucleoprotein complex. Gene Ontology annotation, molecular function: RNA binding. The transcript is spliced from 7 exons. The record is from RefSeq and is a predicted model, not a curated record. The coding region runs from base 270 to 1373 and encodes 367 amino acids. NCBI's taxonomy places the organism in Eukaryota, Metazoa, Chordata, Lepidosauria, Squamata, Sphaerodactylidae.